CCGCGUGAGGAUAACGUGAGGAAACGCAUUUCUCUUUAUAAGUUAAAAAGCCGCCGUUGUCAGAACUUCUGGUGAUGCGAAAAGAAAUUAUUCCUUAUUACAAUACAAACGCAGCCGUGAAAAAUUUUAAAUGUCGCAGAAGUUAGGUUGCCUGUGCUCUGGCUGAACACAGCGGUAAAAGGCGCGGCCGUGCUGCCUGUGCCUCUACCUGUGCCCCCUGUAUUCCAGCAUUACAAGAAAAAUGGUUGGCACCGACGACGUGUUCAAGAAAUUCGGCCCAUGGCACUACUCCGUGAUGGCUUUUUGCUUCUUGCGAGGUUUCCCCGCAGCCUACCAUGCCAUGGCGCCAACCUUCACCGCGCCACACCUGAAGCACUGGUGUGCAAGACCUUCGCAGCUAGCAAACUGGUCGACCCAACGGUGGCUGGAAGAAGGAGUGCCCUGGGAGGAGCGAAAAGAUUCACUGCAACCAAGCCAGUGCGAGAUGUACGCGUAUGAAGAAGCUCCAGACGGUUCACUAAAGAUCUUCAACGAUAGUCGAGUGAAGUGCUCGACCUGGGAGUACGACCUCGGUGACCAAACAUACACUCUUACGAACACGUUUGAUCUGGUGUGUGACCGCGUCUGGCUGCGGGCAGCCUCUCAAAGCAUUUACAUGGCGGGAAUCAUGAUUGGAAAUACUGUCUUCUCCCAUCUAUCUGACUGGUACGGCCGCAGGCAAUCGCUGGUCUUCAUGAUGCCCCUGCCCAUUGUUGCCGGUCUGCUGACAACAUUUGCUCCAUCGUUCUGGCUGUACAACAUUGGCCGUCUCAUUUCGUCCAUUGGCAUUGGCGGCAUCCAAAAUACCACAUUUACCAUAGCUAUGGAGGUGCUGUCAACACGCCACCGAGCUUUAGGAAUGCUGGUCGCGGGCGGUGGAUGGACUACCGGCCUUGUCACCCUGACUGGCAUAGCCUGGCUCAUAAGGGACUGGCAGCACCUGCAGAUCGUCAUAUCACUCGUCUAUUUUGGCAACUUCUUCAUCUGGCUAUUCAUGCCGGAGUCUCCGCUGUGGCUGCUAGCCACGAAGCACUAUAAAAAAGCUGAGAUAAUUCUCAAACGGGCAAUCACUAGGAACAAAGUGACCGACGUUGAUGUCAACGAAAUUAUUAAAUCUUACGAGGAGAAGAUGGAGCGGGAGCGGUCAUUGAAGAAGCCAACUUUUGCAGCUCUGUUUCGAUACCGAUGCAUACGAAGGACGUCGAUUAUCCUGUCUUUCAAAUCAAUUUUUUCGACGCUGCUUUAUUACAACCUGACGUAUACCAGCAUCCUGUUGGGCACCAAUCCGUACCUGAGCUUCUUCGUGAUGGCUUGCAUGGAGUAUCCCCAAAAGUUCAUAGCCAUAGUAUUCAUCAACUGCAUGAAGCGGCGAACUGCCUACGUCUUCCUCUACGUCUCCGCCGCCUUGUGCUCGCUCGUCGUCAUCUUUGUGCCAUCAGACAUCUGGUGGCUGCAGCUCUUGUUUAUGCUCAUGACGAAGCUCUUCAACUCCUGUGCCGGUUCCGUGAACUUCGUUCAGAUAUCAGAACUGUACCCAACCCAGGUUAGGACGCUGGCCACGGGUUGGACAGUGACCACCAGCCGAGUGGGCGCCAUUGUGGCACCAUUUACGAAAGAGUUGGCUGUUAUAAUAGGGCCUUGGGCUCCCAAAGCAGUGGACUGCGUCGUCUGUGUGCUGUCUGUUCUGCUGGCCCUUAUGCUACCAGAAACUUUCAAGAUGACGCUUCCCGACACUGUGGAUGAUGUCAAGAGAAGAAGCAUAAAGAAUGACACAGAAAUGAAGGCGAUUGACUUGGACAAGCUGAACGAAGAAUUCCUUUGCAUGAAAACUACUGAAGAGGAGGAAUCCGUUGAAAGAGUGUCAGCGGACGGAGAACGAAGGCCGUGAUUUUAUUAAGCAACACCUGUGGACUGUUUCAUGAUUUGUUACGGGUACAUCUUACGAAUGAUGCAAGAAGCUGAGCCAGAAACAGAUAAAGCAAACUUCUCCGCACGUAUCAUUUGGAGAAAUUAUGAUUGCGAAAAAAAGGGAGUUGCAAGUACUUGCGGUUGAAGACGUGUCCAAAGCAUCCCACAGCUGUCAAUUAAACGUCACGUUUACUGAUUUAA
Dermacentor andersoni is the source of this 2148-nucleotide messenger RNA. Its product is annotated as organic cation transporter protein-like. Gene Ontology annotation, molecular function: transmembrane transporter activity. Gene Ontology annotation, biological process: transmembrane transport. Gene Ontology annotation, cellular component: membrane. NCBI's taxonomy places the organism in Eukaryota, Metazoa, Arthropoda, Arachnida, Ixodida, Ixodidae. The record is from RefSeq and is a predicted model, not a curated record.